CCUGGAAAUUUAAACGUUGAAGUCAGAUUUUUCCCCCUCCCCAGCCCUAGCCCCUAGGGUCACCCUUUUACAAGAUUUCUAUCAUCUGUUAAACAGAAGCAGAUCCAAACCCCCCUGGAAAAAAAACAUUAAAAAUUGAAAAUGAAUCAAAAGCAAGACCCUCAUGAAGAUCAAACCAAGAAACCUGCACCAUCAUCGUCAGAUUUAGAAUCUGAAAAGCACGUCGAGGUCGAGGUCAAGGACAAGAUCAGCGAUCCUCACAACUCUGAUUACGCUGCCUACCCAAAGCUAGACCCUCAAGACGUCGCUCCUCCUCUUGACAAUUGGGCCAGCGUAUCCAUGGGAUCGACAACACUUUCUAAACCUGCAGGCCCAACCCAAGGCUCACCUACCAUCGCCGGAACUACUGUCACUACCAUGCCGGCUGAUUCCAAUCCCUACGUGUCUCCUGCCCCUGUUGCCCCUUCUUCCUCCAAGAAUAAAAUGGAGGCGGUGAAGGAUGUACUAGGGAAAUGGGGAAAGAAGGCGGCAGAGGCAACGAAGAAGGCUGAGGAUCUUGCUGGCAACAUGUGGCAACACUUGAAGACAGGCCCUAGUUUUGCUGAUGCUGCUGUUGGAAGAAUUGCUCAGGGAACCAAAGUUCUCGCUGAAGGUGGUUAUGAGAAGAUUUUUCGACAAACUUUUGAGACUGUUCCCGAGGAGCAACUUGUGAAGACAUUUGCAUGCUACCUGUCCACUUCUGCUGGUCCAGUUAUGGGAGUAUUGUAUUUGUCAACGGCAAAACUUGCAUUCUGCAGUGACAAUCCUCUGUCUUACAAAAUUGGUGAGCAAACUGAGUGGAGCUAUUAUAAGGUUGUUAUUCCAUUACAUCAGCUGAAGGCUGUCAAUCCAUCAACAAGCAAAGUCAAAUCAGCUGAAAAGUAUAUCCAGAUUAUUUCUGUUGACAACCACGAAUUUUGGUUCAUGGGUUUUGUGUACUAUGAUAAUGCUGUUAAAAGUCUUCAAGAAGCGUUGCAGCACCACACUCCAUGAUGCGUGCUGAGCAUCGCAGAACAACACCCAGGUCUGGAAUUCCCAUCAUGUCCCAAGAAGCACGUUAUGCUCUGCAUGUUGGUGUAGAUAAAAUUAUGGUGCUUCAGAAUCUGGAAUACAAUGGGAAACAUGCAUGCAUGUUUGCAUUUAUUUGUCAUCGUAACAGGGAUUGUUAUUUUUAGUUGUGAUAUGCUGCCUGUCAGAUAAAUAGUUUAAUCUAUGAGAGAUGAGGACUGUAAUUUCAUACAUUUUUUUUUUCAUAUAAUUAAUCGACUGUUUGUCUUAAGAUAA
This is a messenger RNA of Populus euphratica (Euphrates poplar), 1323 nucleotides long. Its product is annotated as GEM-like protein 1. Lineage: Eukaryota; Viridiplantae; Streptophyta; Magnoliopsida; Malpighiales; Salicaceae. The coding region runs from base 142 to 1032 and encodes 296 amino acids. The record is from RefSeq and is a predicted model, not a curated record. The transcript is spliced from 4 exons.